GCAACCCUUCCUCUUUGGGCUGUUCCUGUCCAUGUACUUGGUCACCAUACUUGGGAAUCUGCUCAUCAUUCUGGCUGUAAACUCUGACUCCCACCUCCACACGCCCAUGUACUUCUUCCUCGCCAACCUGUCCUUUGUAGACAUCUGUGUCACUUCUACCACAGUCCCCAAGAUGCUGGCGAAUAUACAAACACAGAGAAAGGUCAUAACUUAUGAAAGCUGUAUCACGCAGAUAUACUUUUUCAUACUCUUUGUAGUUUUGGACAAUUUCCUCCUGACUGUGAUGGCAUACGACCGCUUUGUAGCCAUCUGUCACCCACUGUGCUACACAGUUAUCAUGAACCCCAAGUUCUGUGGGCUGCUGGUUAUGGUGUCCUGGCUCUCGGUUGUCUCCUUAUUUUAUUGUACCAGCCUAGGUGUGUACUUUAGCUCUGCUGCUUCCCAGAGCUCCCACUCAAGUGCCACAGCCUCGGUGAUGUACACGGUGGUCACGCCCAUGCUGAACCCCUUCAUCUACAGCCUGAGGAACAGAGACAUAAAGGAGGCUCUAAAUGUCUUUUUCAGAGGGAAGCCAUAA
This is a messenger RNA of Leopardus geoffroyi (Geoffroy's cat), 577 nucleotides long. RefSeq names its product olfactory receptor 7C1-like. The coding region runs from base 32 to 577 and encodes 181 amino acids. Gene Ontology annotation, cellular component: membrane. The transcript is spliced from 2 exons. Lineage: Eukaryota; Metazoa; Chordata; Mammalia; Carnivora; Felidae. Gene Ontology annotation, biological process: G protein-coupled receptor signaling pathway. The record is from RefSeq and is a predicted model, not a curated record. Gene Ontology annotation, molecular function: olfactory receptor activity; G protein-coupled receptor activity.